This is a messenger RNA of Clarias gariepinus (North African catfish), 2563 nucleotides long. RefSeq names its product follistatin-like 1b (gene fstl1b). Gene Ontology annotation, molecular function: calcium ion binding; protein binding. The transcript has 12 exons. The record is from RefSeq and is a predicted model, not a curated record. Gene Ontology annotation, biological process: cell differentiation; regulation of BMP signaling pathway; multicellular organism development. The coding region runs from base 66 to 995 and encodes 309 amino acids. Lineage: Eukaryota; Metazoa; Chordata; Actinopteri; Siluriformes; Clariidae.
UUUCCCUCUUCUCUUCUCUCCAUAACCGGAGCUGCUCACAAACAAACAAACAAGCAAAAGCAAAGAUGUUCCGAAGUCUCGCAGCUGUCGUUCUGCUGGCUGCAGUUUGCUGUCAUGCUCAGGAACCUCAGAGCAAGUCGAAGGUGUGUGCUAAUGUGUUCUGUGGCGCAGGGAGAGAGUGUGCAGUGACAGAGAAAGGCGAGCCUAGCUGCUUGUGUAUUGAGCAAUGUAAGCCUCAUAAGCGUUCCGUGUGUGGCAGUAACGGGAAGACGUACAGAAACCACUGUGAGCUUCACAGAGACGCCUGCCUUACUGGACUGAAGAUCCAAGUAGCACAUGACGGCCACUGCAGAGAGCGGAAAACAGAGAAGGCUUCCUCCAGUCCAGUGGUCUGCUAUGUUGGCGACCGUAACGAACUGCGCAGGCGUGUGAUCGAGUGGCUGCAGACCGAAGUCGUGCCAGACGGCUGGUUCACCAAAGGCUCCAACUUCACUGACAUCCUGCUCAAGUACUUCAAGAACUACGAUAACGGUGACUUGCAGAUGGACUCUGCCGAGCUUCUGAGCUUCAUCCAGCACAACGAGUCAGCGGUGGAGCUGCACUCAUACGCAGAGGAGGAGAACAACCGCCUGCUCAGGAGUCUGUGUGUGGACGCAUUGAUCGAGCUCUCGGACCAGAACGCUGACUGGAAGCUGAGCUUUGAUGAGUUCCUUAACUGCCUACGUCCAGGAUUUAACCCUCCAGAGAAAAAGUGUGCUUUAGAGGAUGAGACCUAUGAAGACGGAGCAGAGACCCAGGUGGACUGUAACCUCUGUGUCUGCGCGUGUGGCAACUGGGUCUGCACUGCCAUGACCUGUGACGAGAAAACCCCAGCUCUUCAGCCAGCUACUGGAGAUGAGGAGAUGACAGAGGAAGAGUGGAGUCUGCGUGUGGCUGAACUCAACAAACAUCAGGAGACUGUGGAGCAGAUGAAGUCCAGCACAAAGGAGGUUUAAAGAAGGUGUGACGAGGAGGAAGAGGUCACAGUCAGGACUCCUUCACACUAUUACUGGGAGAACCACAACAUGUAUUGUUUUUAUUGUUUUUUUUAUCCUAAAGUAUUUUUUAUCUAUCAUUGCAUUUCUCCGUAACAUCAUUAUAAUCGUUUUGAGUUGACAUGUACUGUGUGUCAGUGUUUGUGUGUCACUAAGUGCUGUACAUUGUUUUAUUAUAGCACCAUGCUAAGCCUCGUCCAAGGCGCUCAGCACUAUUUUUGUAUUUUAUUGUUUUUUUUUUGUUGUUUUUUUACUCUAUGUAUUGUUACUUUUUAUUGUUACAUAUUAUUGUCUUUUUUCGAUUUAGAUUUAGAUGGUGCGUAUGAUUGAGACAAUGGCAGUAGAUGGAGGAGAAGAGUAAGGGAGGGAGACCACCUAGACUGACUCAGCGGUAAUCAGUAAGAGACAUGGUGGCGUAGACCGUUAUCUUUGUCAGCGUAUCAAGCCAUGAGAUAACAUGAACGGAAAAAACGGAUUGCAUCACGAGGGUGAUGUCAGCUAAGGUCUCCUUUCACAUACUCUCUGUUUCCAUGCAGACAAGUCAGUCAUAGUCUUGAGACCUUUCAAAAAGGUGCUAAUACGUUUUUUUUUUUCUUUCUUUCUUUUUAUAGCCGCACAGCUUUUCUGGCAUCAGCAUGCUCCUAGAGUACGUCUAGAUUACUAGAUAGAAUUAGGAAUCUGUAGAUUCGUCAACAUGUAGACCUGUACAGGAGCUCCACUACUCCAUAGGCUGUGAUGAUUCUUCAGCUAUCUUGUGAAAAGCUUAGCAGUGACUUUCACAGCAUGGAUUCUCCACUUUGCUCCUGCUUGUGUUCAGCGGAGCGGCUUUAUUUAGAGGUAGUCCAUGUUAAAACUCUGUUGCUGUGCACAUUUCUGUCAUAAGGAUAAAAAUCGAACAAAAUACAAACAGAAUGAGAGUGUUAAUGUGUUGAAUGAUGUAGAAUGAAAAACGGAGUUGUUUGGAGCAGAGGCAGUUUAGCCAAAAAAAAAAAAAAAAAAGCGACCAAAGCCUGAUGUUUAGAUUGUUUAAAUGUUGUAUAGUUCCUCCAGGUAAAUCACUACUCUGGACCCAGCAACAACAUCAUACCUUUUAUUUCCUACAGCUGUCAGAUUGAAGAUUAGAUGACUAGAUUCAGUCACCACUUUAGCUUUAAAGCUUUCUUACCGCGUGUGUGAGUGUGUGUGUGUGUGUGGCUGCAGAAGUGUGUUUGUAUGUUCCUGUGAGUGAUUGAGAAUGUAUGUGCUUCCUUUUUUUUUUUUAUUAUUUCUUUAAUCCACUAAGAUCAAGUUUUUAUGAUACUGAGUGCCUUAAAUAUACAUCCGCAGAUUAAAUGGCCUUCUCUUGUAGGAUUCCAUGAAGAAUUCCUUUGCAGUGUUAUGGUAGUAAAGCAGAAGUUGUCCUGAGCAACGGACUGACACAGAAUAAAACCAUUUCAGUGUAAAGACUAUCUUGUUAUCUUCUAAUUGUCUUUGAAUUUACUUGUAUUAUGACUCUGUACUGUACAUCAAUAAAAGGAAUACACAUCACA